Molecule: messenger RNA, 707 nt
Organism: Zea mays
Lineage: Eukaryota; Viridiplantae; Streptophyta; Magnoliopsida; Poales; Poaceae
Exons: 2
Coding region: 82-492 (136 amino acids)
Source: RefSeq, a predicted model, not a curated record
GCUGCCACGCACCAGCCCUGCCAGCCAUGGCAUUCGCCGCGCGGAGGAGCAUCGCCACCCGACUUUUCACCAUCUCACGUGAUGCCUCCAUCCUCGACCUCAAGGCACAUCUCUACCUCACCCAGGAAGUGGACGAAAUCCCACCGCCCUAGUGCCGUAGCGGCCACUGCAACUCUGUGGCUUUGCCAAGAACAAGGAGGAGCAGUGGCAGGCAAUGUCCUUCCUUUUAUUUGGCCGGGGGCUUCGAAAUUAUCUGGAUCCGCUACUGUCACGGACCCGCGUUUCGCCAUGGGCAGAAUUCGGUGUUGCCUAAUCGCCGUGGCAGACAACCAGAACUGCUUUAACACCACUGACCGGGUGGCGACCUGGUGCAUGAACUGGGCGUGCAAGUUCGGCUGCCUGAUUGACGCCAAGCAGUACCAUACCAAGUACAAGAACAGCUGGUGCGAAGGCUUCGGGAGAGGCGUCUGUCACUGCCAGUUCUGCGACUGAUUCUCACGAACAGUCAUCUUGAAAUAAAUAGAUCAUCAUGUAAUAAAAGCCCCGUGGUCGUACAAUAUAAUUUUAAAAAUGCCGAUUGUAGGGAUGGAAUCAGAUGGAAAAUGUUGUAGUGAUUAAAGGCCCCUCUGCCUUUGGCAAUAGUAUAAUGUUCUGCGCUUUGAAACAAACACUGGCUACCCUUGGAAUGAUUUGGCGGACGAUCUUUA